CCCGCACUUCAUAACACUAAACCUAUUCAAGCCUCUCUCCUUUGUCGCCGCCGGCCGAGAGCGUUUCCUUUGAAGCCACGAGGUUUCUUCAGGGUCCUUGACCACUGUCCCGCUCACCCUUCUCGGCGGCUCAGUGUCGUCUCGGUACUCCGCCACGAAUUCUCAAAUUCCCAAGCCGUCAAUCUUAUUUCGCGUUUUCUCCGGAAGAGGCCACCACUAGUUUUCUUCCCCCCCCCUUCGACGACGCCAGGAUAUCCCGAUAUCUGUUUCGCACCACCCAUCUUCGCUAUACGGUCUUCUUGAGGCUGUUGACGUAUAUCAUCGACACAACAAACAACGCAUCCAACCCUCCCCCACCAACGCCCUCACCGCCCCCUCAAGGCGCAGCGACAGCCAUGUCCAGCGCUACAGCUUCGGGUGCCAGCGCAGGCGACGGCGCUGCUCGAAACCGUGACCACAAGCAGGGCAACCAGGGGAGGACAUACACGCCCGAGCAGCAAGCCACCGUCCUGCGCAUCCGAAAAUGCUCACCCACCGCCUUCUACGACAUCCUGGGUCUCGAGGAAGUCAGGACGACGGUGACGGACAGCGAGAUCAAAAAGGCCUACCGGAAGCUGUCCCUCCUGACGCACCCGGACAAGAACGGUCACGAAUACGCCGACGAGGCUUUCAAGAUGGUCAGCCGCGCGUUCGGCGUCCUGAGUGAUAAGGACAAGAGGGCGAGAUAUGAUCAGUUCGGGACGGACCCCGAUUCGCGGUUUGGCCAGGCGCAGGCCCAGAGUCCGUUCAGCGGCUUCGCUAGGAGAGGAGGCGGCGCUCCGGCGGGCGCGGGCGCGGGCGGUGCGGGUGGAGGGCCGGGCAUGUGGGGAGCGGAGGACAUGACGCCUGAAGAGAUGUUCCAGAGAUUCUUUGGAGGCGGGUUCGGUGGUCCCUUUGCAGGCUUCGACACCGGUCCACAGUUUGUCUUCAACUUCAACGGCGGACCUGGGUUCAGGGUGCACCAGUUCGGCGGUGGGCGUCCGCGCGGGCGCCCGAGGCAGCCAGCGCAAAACCAACAGGCAAGCACCAUGUCCACCCUCAUCGGGCUCUUGCCUCUCCUCCUCUUCUUCCUCUUCCCCCUGCUCAGCGGCCUCUUCACCGGCGAGUCCCGACCUUCCACCCCGAGGAUGUACUUCGACCAGCCCAACCCGCCGUACACGAUGGAGCGCCACACCGCGAGGCUCAAGGUGCCCUACUACGUCAACCCCAACGACGUCAAGUCGUAUUCCGAGUACAAGCUGAGGCAGCUGGACGGGACGGCCGAGUCGUCUCUAAUACGUAACCUGCGGUUCGAAUGCGACACGGAGAUGGCCAUGAAACGGAGGCUGUACGACUCGGCGAAUGGAUGGUUCUUCCAGGACCCGGAAAAGAUGCAAAAAGCCAAUGACUAUCAGAUGCCCUCUUGCAGGCGACUCGACCAGCUUGGAGUACAUCGGUGACAUACAUGACCUAGACGGGACAGUGGGGGUUUAUUUUAUGACGAAGAAGAUAAAGAAGACAGGCGCGAGUGAAUUCGCAUUUCAAGAAUCUUCUCUUUCCCUUUACUCUAGAGUUUGGCGGCUUAUAUGGCGUCUUGGCGGGUAACUGUAGCAUAAUGCAUCGUCCUUCCCAUGUAAAUGAAGAAGUCGUUCGCCCUGUACGUUUACGGGUCAUCUGUGACCAGCUGAGCAGAUGCCGGUCACAUCGUGGGACGUCC
Messenger RNA from Sodiomyces alkalinus F11, 1735 nucleotides. RefSeq names its product DUF1977-domain-containing protein. Lineage: Eukaryota; Fungi; Ascomycota; Sordariomycetes; Glomerellales; Plectosphaerellaceae. Gene Ontology annotation, molecular function: Hsp70 protein binding. The record is from RefSeq and is a predicted model, not a curated record. Gene Ontology annotation, cellular component: endoplasmic reticulum membrane. Bases 396 to 1478 code for a protein of 360 amino acids. Gene Ontology annotation, biological process: cellular response to misfolded protein. The transcript has 2 exons.